AUGAUUACUUUAGUUAGUUGGAUAUUAUAUCAUAUAAAUAAAGCUAAAAGAAAUAGGAAAAAAUUGGAUGUAAUGAAUGCUUUUAAACGCAGGAAAACCCUCGAUCUUUUAAAAAAGUUUGAACACAAUAGGAAAAAUACAUGUGAAUCCAUCAUGACAUUUAAUUUUAAUAAACAACGUAUUCGACUUUUAACUGAUUUAAAUGAUGUUAAAAUAAAUUGUAAGGGGAUUUUGUAUUGGAUGUUUCGUGAUAUUAGAAUACAAGAUAAUUGGGCACUACUUUUUGCUCAAAAAACUGCUUUAAAAAAUAAUGUACCACUUCAUAUAUGUUUUUGCAUAAUGCCAAGCUUUCUCAAUGCUUCUAUAAGGUAUUACAAAUUUCUUCUCAAAGGACUAAUAGAGAUUGAACAAGAAUGUAAAACAUUAAAUAUAAGUUUUCAUCUUUUACAUGGUGAACCAAAUGUGAGCAUUCUUAAAUUCGUAAAAACAUAUAAUAUGGGAGCUGUGAUUACUGACUUUUAUCCAUUAAAAUUAUCUAUAUCAUGGAUUGAUAAAGUACAAAAGAAUCUUCCUAAAGAUGUCCCCAUUUGUCAAGUUGAUGCUCACAAUAUUGUGCCUUGCUGGUAUGCAUCAUCAAAACAAGAAUUUAGUGCUAGAACAAUCAGGAAUAAACUAAAUACAAAACUGGAGGAGUUUCUAACAGAAUUUCCUCCUGUCAUAAGACAUCCAUACAUAACAAAACAAAAAUUUAAAAACAAUGAUUGGGAAAUAGCUUUGCAAAAUUUAGAAGUAGAUAAAUCAACAACUGAAAUUACAUGGGCUAAGCCAGGAUACAGAAAUGGUAUCAAGGAACUUGAAAACUUUUUAACAUAUCGUUUAAAAAAAUAUGGAGAUGAACGUAAUAAUCCUUUAUUAAAUACCAUUAGUAAUUUAUCACCUUGGUUUCAUUUCGGUAUGAUAUCAAUACAACGUUGUAUUUUGGAAAUAAAAGAGUAUAAAAAUCUAUAUAAAAAGUCUGUUGAAUCCUUCAUGGAAGAAACUAUUAUUAGAAGAGAACUCAGUGAUAAUUUUUGCUUUUAUAAUGAUAAGUAUGACCUUGUUGAAGGUGCCUAUCCUUGGGCUAUAGAAACACUAAAUAAACAUCGAACGGAUAAGAGAAAAUAUAUAUAUUCUUUAAAUCACCUGGAAAAUUCUGAAACUCAUGAUGAUUUAUGGAAUGCAUGUCAAAAUCAAAUGGUGAUAAUAGGAAAAAUGCAUGGAUACUUACGAAUGUAUUGGGCAAAAAAAUUAUUAGAAUGGACUGAAACACCUGAGAUAGCUUUAGAAUGGGCAAAUUAUUUAAAUAAUAAGUAUAGUAUAGACGGUUGUGAUCCUAAUGGUUACGUAGGCUGCAUGUGGUCUAUCUGUGGUGUUCAUGAUCAUGGUUGGACAGAAAGAAAUAUAUUUGGAAAAAUAAGAUAUAUGAAUUACGAAGGAUGUAAACGAAAAUUUAAUGUUGCCGAAUUUGUUAUGAAAUGGAAAAAGAAAGAAACUGAUGAAUUUACAUAGAAACACAAUUAUUAGUUAUGAUUACAUAAUUAUUAAUAAUAUAUUAAGAUUUAACCGUCCAUUUACUCAAUUUUAAAAGAGAUAUAUUUCAGAAUAGAAAUUAUUUUACUGAUAUUUAUUAUUUUUACUUAUUGUUAACAUAUAUCGUGUUUUAUAACAUUCAUUAAUAGCUGAAGUGAAGAGGGAACUGCGUAUAAUGAAAUUAAAGUAAGCCUUUAGCGUGAUCAUAAUGCAGCAGCCUUCAGACCUAAGAAAAUACAGUUAAUUUUAUUUAGAUUCUUAUGAAUUCCGUAGAUUACUCCAGCAACAAAUCAGUCGCUACAACCAUAUACAAUGUAUGUUUUAUUUAGAUCGUCAGAAAUAAAAGAUAAAAGCGGGUACAAACAAGAAGUAAUCCUAGUGUAAACAAUCAAUUUAUCUACUUUAUCAUAAAAAGCUUUUAAAUCACUUCCCAAAGCUUCAUGAACGA
This is a messenger RNA of Eufriesea mexicana, 2017 nucleotides long. RefSeq names its product deoxyribodipyrimidine photo-lyase. Gene Ontology annotation, biological process: photoreactive repair. Bases 1 to 1548 code for a protein of 515 amino acids. Lineage: Eukaryota; Metazoa; Arthropoda; Insecta; Hymenoptera; Apidae. The record is from RefSeq and is a predicted model, not a curated record. The transcript is spliced from 7 exons. Gene Ontology annotation, molecular function: deoxyribodipyrimidine photo-lyase activity.